CCCGAACCGAACCCCGAUUAACUGCAAGGUUAUGUUUAUAUAAGUUGUCAAUUUUACCGAAAGUUCUAUUUACAAUUUCAAUUGUGGCACUUUUAAUAAAAAUAGACCACAAUAAUGUCAGGUUUCACAGAGAGUGCUUUUGUGAAAAAGUUAGCUGAUUUAAACAAUUCAUCACAGAGUAUUCAGACUUUAUCAUUAUGGCUAAUUCAUCAUCGAAAACAUUACGCCACAAUAGUUAAAAUAUGGUUCAGGGAGUUGCUGAAAGCUAAAGAUUCCAAAAAACUAACUCAUAUGUACUUGGCAAACGAUGUUAUACAAAAUAGUAGAAAGAAGGGGCCCGAAUAUGGCGAAGAAUUCGCUUCAGUUUUGAUUAAAGCAUUCGAACAUAUGUCAGAAUGUGAUGAAAAAACUGUAAAUUCACUAGAAAGGCUAUUAGGUAUUUGGACGGAUAGGGAGAUCUAUAAUAAACUGAAAAUUACGGAAUUCAGACAUGCACUACUUUUAGGUGUAGAGGGCCAACCUCCGAAGAAAAAGAGUAAAUCUAACAAUAAAAAAGGAACAAGUCCCGGCAGAGAAAGAAAAAAAUCAGAAAAUGAAGUAUUGGUUGAGGUUGAUGGUAAACUAGAAACACAUGUCCAAUUGAGUCCUCAUACUCCAGCGGGCGAUCCACCAGAACCUGAAGAGUUAAUUAAAGCAAUUCGGGAUUUAGAAUGUAACAUAGCCUCAGCUGAUGAAGUUGUGAGACAACGAAUUGCACAACUUCCUAAAGAAGUGGCAGAAGUAUCAUUGCUUUCUAAAAUUGAAGAUCGCGUUGAAGCUGACAAAUUGACAGUUCAAGUGAACGAAGCUGUCUGUCUAUUGAAUUCUUACAAUGAAAGACUAUCAACAGAAAUGGAACAUAGAAAAAAAGUUUCUUCUAUGUUGAGGGAUUUUUUAGAGCUACAACAAGAAUUAUUAGCACAAGCUGAACAAAAAUUAGAGGAAUAUCAAGAGAAACUUGCCAAAGUAUACAAUGUAAGACAAGAACUAAGAGCUCAUAUACAAAACCUGCCUGAUCUAACUCAACUGCCAGAUGUUACGGGAGGUUUACAACCUCUACCCUCCGCAGAAAAUCUUUUUAUGCAGUAAGAUGUUCUCUCAAUCCACUAUUUUAUUUUGAUUAAGUUAUAGUAGAAAAUAUAAUUGUUUAAUUUGUAAAACUACAAAAAAAGCAAUAAAAUCAAAUUGUUUGUCGUUA
Harmonia axyridis is the source of this 1237-nucleotide messenger RNA. RefSeq names its product regulation of nuclear pre-mRNA domain-containing protein 1B. Lineage: Eukaryota; Metazoa; Arthropoda; Insecta; Coleoptera; Coccinellidae. Gene Ontology annotation, biological process: mRNA 3'-end processing. The record is from RefSeq and is a predicted model, not a curated record. The coding region runs from base 115 to 1128 and encodes 337 amino acids. The transcript is spliced from 6 exons. Gene Ontology annotation, molecular function: RNA polymerase II complex binding. Gene Ontology annotation, cellular component: RNA polymerase II, holoenzyme.